This is a messenger RNA of Dibothriocephalus latus, 181 nucleotides long. The record is from the annotation of a GenBank genome assembly. NCBI's taxonomy places the organism in Eukaryota, Metazoa, Platyhelminthes, Cestoda, Diphyllobothriidea, Diphyllobothriidae.
AGAAUCAGUCCCAAACACUGAAUACACCCACAUCUACGGCCUGAUUGCCACGACGCUGGUCAUUUUUGUCAGUCUCCUCACCCUCCUAAUCUGCUUCGGCUGCUACCUGUGCCUCCGCAUACGCUCAGCACGGGCAGGCCUCCUGUUGCAGGAGGAGGCGGUGGCCCCACAGUCCCCCACG